UGAUUUGAGCGCAAGGGAGACACACAUACCGGCGCUCCGGAUUGGACAAAGGGGCUGCAACACAUGAUAUUUAAACGGUAAUAGAUUAGUCUUACAUUUACCUUUGACAAAGGCGCUUGAGUAGCGCCGAAACGUACGUUAGGUCCUAUGCUUUUUUUCUUUUAAUCACUGCACGGUUGUUUGUGCUCACGGGGGUGUGGGGGAGCAAUGGCAUGGAGGACUGUAUGGAGUAUUAGUAUCUAGAUAGAACAGUUAGAUUUUUUAGAGGAUCACAAUUUAGCUAUAUUCAGAGUUAGCUCUCCCUUGUAUUGAUACAUUCUAACCAACCAAGGUUCCUUUCUCAGUUAUCUUUUCGGAUACUUUAGCAAAGGACACUCUCUCUUUUUUUUUAUCCAUUUCUAUUUAGAUACUUUUUUUCAAGUUUCCAGCAUUAUACCUUAGAGAUGUCUAUUGCAUCUAUUAUAUCCUCAAGAUCCAGCUUUAAUCCUCUAUUAGGAUAGAUUUUUCCUUAUUAGCCUAUAGACUAUAUGAACUCUUCUUUCCAUAUUUUCAAUCAGUAUAUAAGUUUAUCCUAAUUUUCUAUCUAUAUACUUCCGCUCCUAUAUGAGACCAGGAUCCCACCUGUGGUUUUUAUUAGAUGUGAUUUAUUUUAUACAAGUUUAAUUUUCCUUUUGUUUUAUUUGGGGAAUGUAUACCUUAUAAUAAAGGUGUUUUUUAUUUCAACCCUCUUUGGUGCUCCCAGGCUUGUUUUGCUAGGGAUCACCUUUAGUGUAAGUCUUUGCUCUAUAUUUAAGGGUUACCCCCUAGAAAGGGUUUGUGGACACACUAUAGAUCCCGUUAAUCGGGAUUCUGAUAUUUCUGUUUAUUCAGGAGCCAAGCCAAAGUUCAAGGGAACAGAGAUCAGAAUAGUCAGUAAGAAAGCCAAGGUCAAAUUACACAAGAAACCAUACCAGAAAUAAUUAAUAAAUAAAUAACCGUACUCUAAUAAUUACAGACCCGGCCGCUGUGUGAAGGGAGGAGUGGUUGUCAGUGGAUAGCAGGCAUUGCAGGAGGAGGUACGAGAUUGGCAGCAUUCCCAUUACCACGUUGGAAUGCUGCCACAUCAAGAUGCACCCACCGGGUCCCAGUCAGCUUCCGGGCGGGCGCCUAGAGACAGGAUGCCCUUGCGAUGUGAGAAUGCCACCACGAUGAGACGGCGUAACAUAUACUUGCUUACCUCUCCCAGGGCCUCCUCCCUCUGGAAGUGUCUGACUGAUCUAAGUUCCUAUAGUUUCUCUGGUAUAGGGUUCUGUUUAUGUUGGGCUUCUGCUUUGCAGAGAGCUUUCUAAAGUUGAAACAAUCUUUAUUUAUUUAUUUUCUAUAUGUAGCUAUCUUGAUAAGUGAUCCACAGAUGACUGCCUUGUGAGCUGCCCAUACCAUGGUUGAUGACAUACUAGGGGUGAAGUUGGUUGUGAAACAGUCUUUUAUUUUCUGCUUAAUCUGUUCCACUAAUGCCUUGUCGCUAAGAAGAUAAUUAUUUAGACUUAAACAUGAUUGGGAUGUCAGCAUGGUCUGACCAGGAGAUCAAAUUGAUCUCUAAGGUCCCCAAAUUCUUGCCAGAAGGCAUUAUCAGCUACUUACAGAGCAUAUACAUUAAUGAGGUGAUAUGUAGUGGAUGGUACCAUCCCCAAACUGCUAUGUAUCUACCUUCUUUGUCUGUCUUUACACAUGGUAUCUGGAACGAGCAUCGUUUAUGGAAUAAGAUCUCAACUCCGUUCCUCUUUGCUAUGGAUCUGAAAGCAAGUGUGGUAAAUGAGUCUCUUGGAGGAAAGCAAUAUCCGUCUUUUGUCUUUUAACUUCCCUAAGAAGUCUGCACUUGUUGGGGACAUUAUAACCAUUAACGGUCCGAAAUGUAAUUUUAAGUUUCAUGUUGUAGGUGUAAGUAUAAUGUUAGUGUUUGUUUGUGGACUUAUGAUUUCCUGUCCAUGGAUCGUGAGAUGUGUGGUCCGCCAAUGUUCGGCUGUCUCACGUAACCUCUUUGUGUAUCGUCAUCUCAGCAGUCACCCCUUAUUCUGGUAGAGUUUGUCGAGCAUAGGGGAAUAAAAAGUAGGAUGAGAUAGAAAGGGUAGUAACUGAAAUAAAAAAUAGGAUAAAGCUGUAAAUGCCAACAUAAUGCCAGGCUUAUCAAAUGCCAGACAAAUUGGCGGCUGACCCUUCUUUGCCCCUAAGUGGAAAUUCACUUGCGAUGAGAGAAGCUGCAGCCGCCAAGCUCCACGCCCAAGACCAUUUACACCUGUGUCUCCCACCUGGCUCCCUGCCCUCUCCCUGGAAACAGCAGUCAUUCCCUGCCUCUCAUGCCUCAUCUUAUUUUGUGUAACCCACCAUCACAUACAGGAACCAGUCUCCUCCACCCACCAUGAUCUGCACUCCAUCAGGGUGAUUGCCUACAGAAAGGUGCACCUAGGAAAGUUAGUAGUCUCGGUCUAAUAACUAAGGAGUGGGCUAGAUGUAGUCUAUAUAGUUAGGGGUUGUGUCUUCGGCACAGUAGAUGUUAGAAUUGCGUUGUCAAUUGGUAACAUUAUUGACCGUAUAUGGUCCCCUUUCAAUUUUCAUGGUUGGUCAUUGUCGUGUUUGUGCUGUCUAUCUUGUUACUUGUUAGUUAUUUAUGUGGUUCUGUAAAGAUGUAUCCCCUUGUGCCACUUUUGGUUGUUGUAUCUCUAUAGGUUUUCCUAUCUCUUCCACUCUUCCUAGUUAUCUACCCACUUCCCCCUCCCCCUCUAAUCAAAGUCAUGGAUUGUGCAUCGUUAGGUGAUCUUGUGUGUGGCCUAUGUCUCUGUAUUCAGUUUGGGUGUAGACCCUAUAAAAACCUGCUGCAGUUAUGGGUAGGUGUUUUGAGUAUGGCCAGCCUCCUGUGGAUUGCCUGUUUCGUGGUGCUGCACACCUAAUUCCCCUCCAAGAGUCAUUUUUUCAGCCCUUGGACAUAAAGCUUGUUUUGUCCUGGUCAUAAAGCAUUUUACAGCAAUAGAUUUAGCUCUUUCCCCCUAUUGGGUGGUCUGCGUGCCUGUGACAUAGGUUCAGUGUCCAAGUAGGGCUGCAAAACAAAAUUAAAAAAAACACCAAAAUCUGCUCAAAAUCUUUCUUUGGUGAAGUAGCUACAGCUUAUGAGUUUCUAGGGCAUUUGCUGUCUUGUCAUCAUUAUGGUUCCAUAGGUUCCAUAAACAUUGGUUUGGGGUAUGCAGCAUGAUCGGUCCCUCUCUUCACUGGGCGGUGGGUGUCUGGUUAGCGGUCGUAUACAGCAGUCUCAGUUAAGUCCAUGUGAUACUGGUCUUGGGGUACAGUGGCGGCGUUGAAGUCGACUUUUCUAGUUUUUUUUCAUUUUGAAUCAUCCAUUGAAAGAGAAGCACUCCCAUCUCUGUUGUUCCUGUCUCCGGUGCAAUGAAUCCCUCUGGGAUUUCUACCAGCAGAGCUCACAAGAACUGCUUUAGGUCACAAUGCAGCAUGAGAACCUUCGGACGUGGACCUUUAAAAACCAACAUCUUAAAAGGGAAACCACAAGCAAAUCUCAGGUCAUUAGUUUUAAAAAGGUUGGUUACUGGUUUCCAUUCUCUUCUUCUCACCAACGUAGACAGAGCAACGUCUUGAUUUAUUUGCAGGUUGAUUGCAUUAUGUACAUAAGGAGUAUGCUUUUGCAUGAGAACUGCUUUUGUGGUAUAGUAAUGGAAAUGCAAGAUAACCUCUCUGGCUGGGCUUCCCUUUGGUCCUUUGGCUCUAAGGGAUCUGUGUAUCUUGUCAAUAUGCUAGUAUUGUUCUGGCAGACUUUGUUUAAAGCACCCCAGUAGGACCGUUUCCAGAUCUGAGUAUAGGACAGUCUCAGGCAAUCCUCUGAUCUGUUCGUAUGUUCCAGGUUCAUUUCCACAUCAUUGAGUCUGGUCAAUAAAGUGUUAGUAAGGGUAGUCUCCAUUGUGAGCCAUUACUAUGGACUCCAUGUGCCUUUCUAGUGUUUUGGUUCAGGUCCCCACUGCUUGGAUCUCCACCAUUGCCUCCCUCACGUCGAUCCAGAUGAAGAAGAGCAGCCUGUGCUAUCUGUGCGCUUGUGGAGAAGUCCUAUAGAACAGGAGCAUGGUGGCAACCAAGUGGGUAUAAGUGGUUGAGGGCAUGAGACAAAAUGUGAGGACAAAAAGUGAGUGGAGUGACAGGAGUCCACCAAGGGAUGGUUUGGAAAGGUGGUUGAGGAUUAAAUCAUAGCUUGGCGUAUGACAUAAGGAAGAGGGACUCCUGUCAUGCCAUCCUAGGUUAGUGGCAUGGUGUCCCCAACAAGUUUGCCAACAGUACAGAGUGAGGGCAUCAUUAGAUGUGCUUCAGCUGCACAAAGUACUCUUGGGACAUUGUGCCCAUUGGUAGAUGAGUAAUGCUAAAGAUUGACUAUUAAAUCUUGUAAAAAAAUAAGGUGCUGGCUUAUAUAUCACCAGAUAAAAAAACAAAACAAAAAAAACACGCAAACCUUUCAUGUAUAGCAAAUAAAUGUAUACAUGUGAAGUAUUUAGGAGUAUUAUUAUUAUUGCCAUUUAUACAGCGCCAACAGAUUUUGUAGCGCUUUACAAUAUUAUAAGAGGGGGGGAUUUAGCUAUAAAUAGGACAAUUACAAGAAAACUUACAGGAACAAUAGGUUGAAGAGGACCCUGCUCAAACAAGCUUACAGUCUAUAGGAGAUGGGGUGUAAAACACAACAGGACAGGAAAAAGACAUCAUGGAGUGAAGCAGAGCUGGAGGAGAGAGAAGAGUGCUGCCCUUUAGGAGAGAGCAAGAGACAGGUAUGUGAAGUAGAGGUUACUCUGGGAUGCCAUAAGCUUUUCUAAAAAGAUAGGUUUUAAGGCACUUUUUAAACGAUUGAAGACUAGGGGAGAGUCUGAUGGCGGUAGGCAGGCUGUUGCAUAGGAAGGGAGCCGCCCGCGAGAAGUCCUGCAAGUGUGAGUUGAGUGUAUGGGUGUAGUGGACAGGAGAAGGUCAUGGGCAGAGCGGAGAGACCGAGGAGGCAUACCUAUGGAUCUGUGAAGAGAUAUAAGAGGGGCUAGAAUUGGUCAAUGCUUUAUAGGUAUGGGUUAGCAGGAAGCCAACACAGGAAGCCAAUGUAAGGACUGACAAAGGGGUUAGGUGUAAAAGGACCAACUAGAGAGGAAAAUCAGUUUGGGCAGACACUUUAAAAACAUGUCUAUAUACAAAUUUUAUCUGUUUUUUUUUUACAUCCUAUUUAUAACAAUGUGUAAUUUUCACAUUGACUAGAUAUUUUGGAGUUAUUUUAAACUAUUUUAAAGUAUUUUUAUUUUAUAUAGAUAUGUUUUCAAAGUGUGCUCCCAAACAUUUUACAUGAACACAUUUAUUUGGUAUACAUGAAAGGUUUGCUUUUUUUUUUUUGUAAUCUGGUGAGGUGCUGCUAUUCUAAUUACGCUUUUUUUGUUUUAAGCACCACAGAAUAAUCUUGUAAAACCUAUUAGAGCAUUCAGGCAAUGGCAAACUGAGUGUUUCGGUAUGGCUGAAUGGUUAUCGCUUCUUAAAACCAGCCUGAACUGUAUUCACACCAGUUUGUGCCAGUCUGGAGUGCAUUCACACAAGGCUGAAACUCCACUUUUUUGGGUGGCCCCAUUUCCAAUCAGCCUCUUCAACCUAUUGUUCCCGUAAGUUUUUUGUAAUUGUCCUAUUUGUAGUUAAAUCCCCUCUCAUAAUAUUGUAAAGCGCUACGGAAUCUGUUGGCGCUAUAUAAAUGGCAAUAAUAAUAAUAGCCUGCUACCUCGAAUUGACACCUUGCAAUGUUGGAAUAUAUGAAAUAGAGGUAUGAGGUUGACAGAGGUAUUGUGUGCAAUUCAUGUGAAAGAGGAACCUGAGGCUUAGGCUUCAAAUUGAUGUCAAUGGAGGUAGAGAAGCACGGCAAAUACAAUGAGAUUAGUGGCAUUAGUAUGGCAGUGAAAGGGGUAAUGCCAUGGACUGAGGAAAAGGAAAUGCAGUAAGGGGCAUCAUAUACCAAAUAUGUCCCCCAAUGUAAUAAGCUGCACUCCAAAUGAUAAAACUGGGGCUAAAAUGGCUGAUAUGGAAACUAAAUUCAAAUACAGCUUAGUUGUGAUGACAUCUUAGUUGCUAAUUUGCCAGUCUACAACUCUCUUGACGGAUAGUGUGCCUCUGUCAAAACGUGUUUCUCACCCCCCACACUCCGUCAUGGCCACCACAGUCCUGAUAGACAAUCAUUGAAGUAAAUCACUGGACGCAAGCACUCCCUUUCACCGCGCAGCUGUCACUGUUGCUAUAGUAACAGCAUUGCCCCUCACUCACUGUUUCCGAACGUGUAAUACAGAUCCCGCCUUUCUACAUCCUGAUUGGCUGGCACGUUCUGACACUUUCACUUCCGGGUUCCAGGCGAGGCUUCUGUCAGGAUAAUUAUAAGUGGGUUGGAUUGUCUCCUGCGCUGCUUUUUUUUUUUUUUUUAAUUUUAAAUUUAAACCUUUGUAUUACAGCCUAAAACAUGGCCUUUGUCUUUAUACUAUGGCGGUAGUGACCAGUAAUUACUAUUUUAUUUUAUAGUUCUCUGUGUUACUUCUUUGUGAUUGUUUACAGUUUAUUGAGAGCUUUCAUUUCACGUGACAGCACUCUCAGAAAUUGUUAUUGUUCUGCCCUGGUGCUAUUAUUAAGGGUAUUUCUAGUCCAUUGGCCACGAUGUAUUAUGUUUCUGCACUCUAUGGGUAUUACAUUAUGUGUGAUAGGUUACUAACUCUGCUGCCUGUAUUUCCCGUCUGAUGCUUCCUGAAUUUCUAAGGCAUUAAUAGCUUAUUUUCUCUUUUUUAUUUGUCUCAGACAGUGCUAUUAUUUAUUGUUCCGAGCUGUCCUUGAUUGCCCUGUCUGUACAUCGCAUGUCUUGCCCAUACUCAUGCUACAGUUAGUCAUCAUGAGUAACACUACAGAUUCCGGAUCAAGUAAUGUAGCUGCUGAUUCAAUGGGAGGAAUUGUGCUGGUGCCAUUCUUCCUUAUCACUGUAGUGGGUGUCGUAGUGGCUGUGGUGAGUGAUACAUCUUUAUUUUUACGUUACGCAAUCUUUAUCCGACAAGACAUUACCUUAUUUGAAAGGAAUACUAUAGUGCUAGGAAUACAAAGAUUGAUUCCUAGCAUUAUAAAUCCCUCUGCGCCAACCCUCCCUCCCCCCCACUCCCUGCACUGUAAGUGAUAAUAAUCCCUUACUAUACUUACUCGAUUCCAGCGCUGAUUUUACUCCAUCUCAGAAACUGCAAUAGUAUUGCAGGGUUAAGGGGACAGACAUUGCAUCCAGACCUCUUCAAUAAGAUGAAGUGGUCUUGGUGCAUAUGAUGUCCCUUUUAAAGAGACCAGUAACAUGUGUGAUCAACACGCUAUUUUCUUGCUUUGCUUGAUCAAGGGGAAAUACAGCACUGUGAAAUCGUAACACUCAUUAGUGAUUUGCGCUGAUUAAAUAAUGCUGAUGUCACAGCUAAAGCAGAAUUACAUCUAGCACACUUAUCAAAACAUCUAUUUAAUUCAAACAACAAUCAAAACCUGAUUUUAAUUGACUCCUGUUUUUUCAGUACUAAUUGUGGCCGAUCCAUAAAUGUUUUCAAGAUGGUCAUUAACUGAAAUGUGGAUUAUCAGGAAUUCAAAAUUAUUUUUUAAAAUUUUAGACCAUAAUUGCCUAAUUACACACAUUUUGCAGUUAGCUUUGUUUUCAGUUUUAACUGUAUUGGCCUUUUAAUAUGAAAUGCAUGUUGAAUUCUUGGCCAUUCACAUUUUAGUGAAUAACUUUGUGGAUAUGUUUCACUUUGUGCUUUAUCCCAUCCAGUUUAGAUCACACAUGUUAUGAAUGUAGCAAUACAUAAUCAAAGCUCACUGAACAAAUACAUGGAUCGCUUUCGUAUAGUUGGUAACUGACUUUGCAGGCAUUAGCGUCCGCACAUUUAGGAGUCUGCAGAUUUAAGUAGUAGUAGUUGUUGUUUUCAGCUGCUGUCCUUGAAGGAACACUAUAGCGUUAGGAAUACAAAUGUGUAUUCCUAGCACAAUACUGCCCUAGUAAACUUUUUAAUUUUACUUACCUUUUCUACCUUGCAGCCCUGGUCUCGUGGUGAUGCUCUGCCUCUUUGGCUGAGAUCAUCGAAAUUGAUGAUCUCCGACAAUGAUUUGUAUUGACCCCAAAUAUACUUGUAUAAUGCUCUCAUAGUCCCUCUGAGGCACUGUUUUUUCUAACCUAAAGAGAUUUAAAUUUGUUCCCCUUUCGUCAUAACAAAAAUGUUCCAUUCCUUUUUUUAAAUGUGUUGGCUGCCUCUGCACUAGUGCCAUAAUAUCAUUCCUUAGAACAGGUGUCCAAAAUUGCACAGAAUAUGAGAGAGAGAGGGGAAAAAAAACAAGCGAACGUGGGGGGGAGGUGAGAGUCCACUAAGGGAGGGGGAUGUGAGGAGAACGUGGGGGGAGAGACCACGGAGGGAGGGGGUGGUGGAGAGACCACGGAGGGAGUGUGGGAGGCUAAGAGGAGAGACCACGGUGGGAGGGUAAGAGGAGAGACAACUAAGGGUGGGGGGGACUUUGGAGAGACAACUAAUCGAAAGGGGGGAAGAGGAGAGACGACUAAUGGAAAGAGGGGAGAAGAAUCCCGUACAAGUGGGGCUUCCUCUUUAGUCUUCAGGCCCGGGUGGACAACCUGUGACAUGUGCUCAGAUGGCCAAAUGAUAUUCCCCGGUUUCUCCGGAGCGCCAGCCUCCCUCAUGUCGCCAUCCCGAAUUGGAUCCUGGGGGGCCCGCCGGCAAGAGCUGUGGGCCCAUCGGAAGCAGCACAUAACCUUCUCCCGGAACAGGAGCCAAAACGCCGCAGAGGAGGGCCGAAUGGCCCUGAAGAGUAGCAGCUGUCUGCCGGUCCCGGUCGGCGGGCACCCGGGGGGCCGCCGGGACUCCCAUCGGACCUUUGGCUCCAUUAUGGCGGGAUCAAUGGCGGCCCGGUCGUGAAAUCUGGACCUCCCUGGCCGGAGUAUGUACUGUGGUGGACAGGUCAUCGUGGAAGUUAGCUAAUUGGCGGGGGGGCCAGCAGCUAGGUGGGGUGGGAAGGCUCCACGGGUUUGGGGGUUUUAUUGUUGGGGUUAUCGGGAGGGAUCCACUGGGCUGGACUGGGCCUGUGGGACUGCAGGGACCGGUGGGGACCGGCGGACGAUGGUGGUGCUUGGGGACAUGUGCUGCUGUCUUCUUUUUUUUUUUUCUUUUCUUUUUGUGGGGAGGGUGGUGGGGGGACGACAGUGGGUGGUUUUGCCUAGCUAGGCUGCUCGGAUGGGGGUUUGCAGAGGGGGAGGCUCCAACGUCCAGCGUCUCUCUCACUUAAUUUGCAUAUUCGGGAGCGGGGCAAGGGUCAACCACGGAGGAUGCUCCCGCAGGGACUGGGGGAUUCUGAGCUGGGAGCAAGGGGGGGGUCUCUGGUCGGAGGCGGGGUGGGCCUGGUGUGAGGUGGGGGUGUGCAAGGGGGUGCCAGACGGAGGGGCAGGGGGAACGGGGUGUAGCGGUUUCUCCCAGGGGCAUAGUCUCUCGGGGGGGAUGGAGAGACCCACACCACGGUAAAUUCUCUGACCAGGGGGAUGCCACUUGGAGGCUCACGCUGGGGGUCCCCUUGCCGCCCCUAUAGGCCCCCACCCCAUGAGAUCUUGUCCCAAACAGUGGGAGGCCCCACGCCGCGUGCCUGCAGGCCCCAGGCGUGAGAUACGAAUCCCACUUUUACACCUGCCCAGAGUCUCCGGUAGGGGGAGAUGGAGUUCACUGGGAACCCGGUGCCUAGAGGCGAACUGCAGAGGGUUGCUGGGGAGAGUCCUUACGGACAAAAUUAGUCCUAUCAAGAGUGGGAGGGGUGGGGACCUUUGACAAGUUGAUGGCCCUCUUUGGAUGCGGGCUAAUGCCUCGGGGGGGGUUAUGUGCAUACAGACGCCCCGCGGGUUUCUGUGGGAGACGGUUCACAUAGUUUUCCUCAGGUUAUCUUUACCCUAGCAACUGGAUACUCGCAUACAUGACACACAGGGAGGGUACUGACGGAAACUGGGACGGUUCCGACCACCACAUGUUACGGUGACGUCAAUACAGUAAGUGGCCUUAUUGUUCCCCACUGUGACAGACCCUCAUUGUAAAUAGAGCCGGGGUUCCUCACGCGGGCAUAUUAUCCCCGGGGGAGGGACACAUACUCCCGGCUAAGGGUCGACGUUGCCCCCGGAGGGCGGUGAGACUACUUCCCACGACUACUAGUAAUAGACCUUCCCACUUUUUCCCACGCCCCACACUUCCCCCUGUGCCGUGGCGGGGUCGCCCCAUCGACGCAGUGAUGGCUCCCGGUCGGGGCUUCGUUCCGGCGUGGCCUAACAAUGUACAAGGGCUUAACACGCCCGAAAAAUGAUCACAUUUGCUAAGGCAGCUCUGGGCCUUUCCAACAUUUGGCGUCCCAGAUGGAUCCGAUGGGGAGGUACCUAUUCCUUAUUCUGGCCUAUACUGCCCAAAUAGGGAGCAACACACCUUCCUAUCCCGGACGCUUGCCAAAUUAGAGAGAUUGAGGGCACUUACCUUAAACUUGUUGAGGCACGUAGGGAAAGGAAAACUAUUAUGUCGCAGGGGCUGCUGCUCACCGCGAGGAAGGCCGCUAGGUACUAUUACGAACACUCCAAUAAGUGCGGGAGGCUAUUAGCACGGAUGCUCCGAGAGAAGCGCAGGAUGCAACAUGUCCAUAAAAUACGCACGGGGGGGGGACACAUUACACGCCUCCCAAAUGGCAUACUGACCGCGUUUCAGGAGUACUACGCGGCACUAUAUGACCAAACACAACGCCGCAUGGCAUUGGAGGAACGACGACACAAGGAGAGGAUUGUAGCGUACCUACAAACCCAUGUUGCACGCAGACUCUCCCCGGAGCAGGAGGUGGACCUGGAGGUACCUUUGACGGUGGAGGAACUUUCGGGAGCGUUGAAGUCCACCAAGGCUCAUAGGGCGCCGGGGCCGGACGGCUUACCAGCCUCUUAUAUACGUGCCUUCAGGGAUAUCCUCCUGCCCCACCUGGUACCAGGGCUAAACUCUCUGCGGGAAGGAGGUCGUUUCAUGAAGAUACUCUGAGGGCAACGGUCACGAUCCUCCCAAAGGAAGGCAAAAACCCCAUGGACUGUGCCAGGUACAGGCCAAUUUCAUUGCUAAAUGCGGACCUUUAAAUUGUUCGCUAAAGCAUUGGCACUUCGGAUGGCUAGGACACUGCCAGAACUCAUUCAUCCAGAUCAGGUCGGGUUUAUACCUGGACAGGAGGCCCGUGAUAAUACCAUACGGACCCACAACUCUAUCCACGUAGCUCAAACCAACAGGAAGGAGAUGGUGCUGCUUUCCACCGACGCCGAGAAGGCGUUCGAUAGAGUUGAUUGGACUUACAUGCUGGAGACCCUGAGGCACAUGGGAUUUGGACCUGGUCUGCGGUUGUGGGUGGCGGCGCUGUAUACCAAGCAGACUGCGCGCAUACGGGUUAAUGGAGCACUCACUGGCGCGUUCAAUAUUUGCAAUGGCACGCACCAGGGCGGCCCGCUGUCCCCCCUCCUCUUUGCCCUCACCCUGGAACCCUUCCUGGAGGCAGUCAGACGAGACGGGAGCAUAGUGGGGUGCCGGGUGGGGGGGGGAGCAUCGGGUGGCGGCAUACGCCGACGACAUGCUCUUCCUCCUAGAACAACCGAGAAUUUCAUUACCGAAUCUUCUAGAGGCUUUCCGACUUUACAGUGCAGUUUCCAACUUGAAACUCAACCUAGAUAAGUCAGAAUUGAUGCCACUUACACGAGAUCCAGCCCUCCGGAGACAUAUCCAGGCGCACUUCCCCUUCCGGAUUUGCUCGAACAAAUUGCGGUACCUAGGCAUCUGGUUACCGAGUGACCUAGCUCAAACCUACUCCAUUAACUUUGCCCCUCUACUCACAACCCUGCAACAAGACAUGAGGCGUUGGGCCCCUCAAUAUAUAUCUUGGUUUGGCCGUAUAAACGCCAUUAAAAUGAAUGUUAUGCCCCGAAUACUGUACCUGUUCCAGACGAUCCCGUUCAAUAUCCCACGGAAUUUCUUCCAAACACUGUCGACCUCCUUUAGGCAGUUCGUGUGGAACCAGAAACCCGUCCGCGCACGGCAAGCGAUUCUGGAACGUCCCAGAAGCGCGGGAGGCAUGGGACUACCUUCAAUCCUUACUUACUACUGGGCAUCACACCUGCACCGGCUAGUGGAUUGGCAUGUGGCCCCAAGCGGGAAACAGUGGGUAGACAUGGAAAAGCAACAGGCUGGGGGAGGUAAAAUCCCUGCCCAGCUGUGGCUGGGAGACGCCACAUUCCAGGAGCUGCAAACGGGUAACCCGUUGAUAGACGCUACAUUGAAGGUUUGGUGUAGCAUUCGAUAUUCCCAAAAAUUUACGUCAUCGCCGAAUCUGCUUACGCCCGUGACUCAUAACCCAAGACUAGCAGGGGGACUUUCCCCGGGAAAUUUGAAGAACUUUGGGGCCACGGAUUGGACCUACCUGCACCAGUGGUGCAAUGGACCAGCCCUUAAACCACUGGCCACUCUACUCCAAGACCGCGGACCAAGCGUCCUUGACAAAUUUCGCUACUACCAGCUCAAAACUUACGUAGCCUCGCUCGCUGGGAAGGCUCACCUUCACCGCCCACUGUCCCAGUUCGAACAACUCUGCUUAGCCAGACAGCAUCUUACCCACAGCAUAUCGCACCUAUACUCUACGCUGCAAAACAGUGGGGACCAGAGCCCCUUAGGCUUCACGGUACGGUGGGAAAGGGAAACAGGGGUCGAGCUAUCUGAAACAGAAUGGCAAAAAAUCUUCCAAUUGACGCACAAGGGGACCAUUAGCUCAAAGUUUCAGGAAUGCAAUAAUAAGAUAUUGUCGCAAUGGCAUAGAACCCCGGACAUCCUUCGUCACGUCCAGGAGUCCAUCUCUGGUGAGUGCUGGAGGUGUGGAGCCGCGGAUGGUACCGGGAUCCAUAUCUGGUGGUCGUGCACACGCAUUGAACCUUUCUGGCGAGAGCUACACCAAGUGAUUAAAGACUUUACUGGGACAGACAUCCCUUUCCAGCCGUUGCCGAUGUUGCUGAAUCACACGAGCACGCCAGUGACCACCUACAAAAGGGGCCUCGUUAUACACCUACUCACGGCAGCAAAAUCGCUCAUCCCCACGCUGUGGAGAAGCCCGGUAGCUCCUACCUUUCGCCAAUGGGUAGACAGAGUGGAAAUGAUCAACAACAUGGAAAUGAUGACUGCGUCUCUGCAGGGGCGCUCGGAUAAAUGUGCUCUUUUUCCACGCCCAACAGACUGACAGAUACCCGUAGUCCUGACCAGCAGGGGUGUUGCACUUCCCUAACCACACGGCUAUGACUAUUCCCUCCCUUCCCCCAUCCCGAUAUCCAGACGGACAACAAACUGGGGUGACUACACGGGAGUAGGCUCACAAGCUCAUCUAUCCACUAACCAGGCAUGCAGGACAUUUGGGAAACUAUGGGGGGACACAAGGUAAAGGCUGGCAUUAGGCCACGUAGGCACAGGGGGGCGAGGGGAUUGCGGGGCUCUCGAACCUCUUUAGGGUGGUUGGGAGGGGCACAUUAAUGAGGGGAUUCGGCCAGAGGGCAGUAGGCUAACAACGCUUCCCUGUGCACGGGGAGGUGAUCCUUUAGCACUCUCAGUUAAACGCUCUUGGUCCGAACUGGACCUAUCGGGUUAACCAAGUAAAAUGCCACCCGAUUUGAUCCCUAGAAGACUCUAGCCUAUAACGUUAGGGGACAGGUGGGGGUUCAGAUACGCCAGAGGGCACCCUGCAGCUAAUAUAUAUCUUGCACGAACCACUACACCAGUCUAGAGGUUCGGUGGAAACCACUAAGGAUUAGGGUUGGCCAUCGCUAAAUAUAGAUACGAACCCCCGCUUAACGAUGUAUAUGGGAUAGCUGCGCCUCCCACACCCCGCUUUUCGCAUAUAUCUCAUGAGUCCCUUUGAUGUAUUAGGAUUGCGGCCACUUUUGUUGCCAAGUAUCUUUGCUGUUAUAGUUACGGUUAUAUUUAUAUGUAAAGAUAAUUUCAACUGUCCCGCUGUACUAUCUGCCAACAGGGAAUUAAGUGUCCUAUCUUCAUUGCCUAUAUAAAGGUAGCCAAACAAGACUGAAUAUGUUCUUUGUACUCUGAGACUGCCUUAAUUGUAUUGUAUUAAAUAAAUGAAAAAUAAAGAAUGUCAAAAAAAUUUAAAAAACUCACUGCUUCCACUACACACAACCACACUGCAUCACCUACACAAACUGGUAUCCCUAUACACUACAUUCCAAAAACACACACACAUUAGAGCCUCUACAAUAACACAUAAAACAUCCCUUACACACUCCACUCCCUGUGAGCGAACUCAUGGUUGGAACAUGUAGGUGGUCUUAUGGGCAAACUCACCAUCAAGCCCUGGGGCCCAGAACUUGAGCUGUGUAAGGGGCCCCCCAAAAAAUGGAGCUGCUUCCCGUUCUCCCAGAACAUUUUUGAAUUUUGUGACCACAGUUACAAACCGCCUCCAGAGAUCCUGUUCUACACCAGACCAGUGGAGCCAAACUGCAGCCAGAGCCCAUAACCAUCCUCAUCUAGUUGUAAGUAGGUAAUCUAGUAUAUUAUUAGUGACACAGUUUCUUACAUUAAAGAGACACUAUAGAUCCCAGAACCACUGCAGCUUAAUGAAGUGGUUCUGGUGUCUAUAGCCUGUCCCUGCAAACAUAUUGGAAUGCAUUUUAAAAUGUUGACACAUAUGACAGAACAGAAAGAUAAUGCUGGGGGAGUGUUCCUGUAAAGUGUUGGUAGUGGGACAGGAAGCCCAAAUCAAUAUUUAGUCCUCUAUUCUUGCUGAUAAACAGUUUGAUCAUUCUGGCUUCAAAUGUUUUUCUUUCUUGGGUAUUUUAAAAACCCUCUUGAUAGGACUGUGUUCCUCUGUCCUAUCAUUAUAUUUUUCGUUUACAUAUGUUUCGUUACAUUUGUGUAUACAAAAAAUUUUUUUUUCGUUCCUGCUGUUUGGGACUUUUUAAGGGUUAACAUUCUCCCUCCGCCUUAUUGACGUCACUAAAUGGGCGGAUCGAUUUCUAUGACGCUUCUAUACUCACCAAUUAGAAGCUUUCUUUGGUAACCAAUCAGGAGCGAUGUGCUCCCUUUUUAAACUGAGUGUUCCACACCGACCGGUUCCCUUCUGACGAGCCUGGUCGGGUGAAACGCGCGCGUCAAGGGCAUUAACCAUGCUGUUUACCAUACUUAGCUGAUUUUCCUUUCGAGUUGCUCCUGCUAUAUACCAUACCAGGGGGGUUGGAUUUAGGUGCCCUCGAAGGCACGGGGAGGUUAUUUUUCGGAUAGUUUGUGUAUCCAGAAUUAUUAUUAUACUAAUUUAAGGUUUACUAAGGGCAUCAACUAUGCUGCUUACCAUACUUAGCUGAUUUUCCUUUCGAGUUUCUCCUGUUAUAUACCAUACCAGGGGGGUUGGAUUUAGGUGCCCUCGAAGGCACGGGGAGGUUAUUUUUGGAUAGUCUGUUUAUCCAGUAUUAUUAUCAUAUUAAUUUUAGAUUUACUAUCUAACCCUUCUCAUUCAUAGCAAACACCAUAGGGAACUUGACAGUGUCUCUAGCUUUCUCUUUUUUACACAGAAGCUUCACGGCCAGUUUGAUAUACAGUUAACUUUUAUGUAACUACAGUACCAAUUUGGUGGUUUGCUACUUUUUUCACCACCUAUGUGUAUACUAUUGAGCCUGCUAGUGUCACACUGUACAUCAAGAUACUGUCCACUUAGGCAGUUCGUUUGCUAUAAUUGUAGAUUAUACUAACUCAAGUUUUGCUACUCAGCCCUUUUCAUUCAUAGCAAACCCUAUAGGGAUUGUGACAGUGUCUCCAGCUUUCUAUUGUACACAUAAGCUUCACUGCAAGUUCAAUAUACAGUUAACUUUCAUGUAACUUCGGUCACAACUUUUACUGGUGGGUUGUGAUUUUUUCACCACCCAUGUGUAUUUAAUUGAGCUUGCUAGUGUUAUAUUGUACAUCAGGACACUGUCUACUUAGGUAGUUCGUUUGCUUUUACUGCAUAUAUUGGAUUUAUACCAUUUACAUUAUAGGGUCUAUCUUCCCCUUUUUUCCUCCCCCCCCCCCUCCAGUUCUCAGUAUAUCAUUAUUUUGGCUAAGCACAGACGUGUGCUUCAACUGAGAAUUAUUAGAGGUGCAACUUUAGGAUUUAUUUUUUUAUCUCUUGGUUAUCAUACCAUGUUUUUCAUUUAAUUAUUUAUUAUUUACUUCAGGUGUUACUUUAUCACUUUAUUUUUUGUGUUACACUUUGGGUGAUUGCCAAGUUUUCUGGCAAUUUUUAAAUAUUGAUAUUUGUUUCAAUAAAUUAUUUUUUGUUUUCAUCUUUCUCUAGCCUCAUACUGGUAUUAUCAUCCUCAGUACUUUAAAACGUGCUCCCAAUACCUCCACACUGGUAUACUACGCUCCUACUUCCUUUUUUCCAAUUAAAAAAAGGUAUAAUUGCAUACUGCAAUACUCUGGUAUUUUGUGUGUGUGUGUGUGUGUGUAUAUGAACGAGCGUUCUGUAUCUCGUAAGAGAUACUGGCGCACGCAUAAUUACGGCUAAGUAGAACACUCGAACACUAAGUAGUAUUGCCUGUAACUCCCAGACCGGGAGCUGGAUGCCACCCACCCACGGAGCUUUCAAAAAUCACUGUAACUGGACACAAUGAUGUAUUCCAACGCCACAAUUCUGUUACACCAUAUCUCACAGUUUCUUAGUGCACCAAAGUGCCGACAACUUGUAUAGCUAUUAAACCACAUGUGGAUCUGUUUGUCAUCAUAAUAUAUCAUAGUGCAGGAAAUUUAGUAAAGUGCUAUGUGCAUGUAACAAAUAUCAUAAAGUGCUGUCAAAAAGAUCUAGUAUGAUCUUUAUUCAAAAUUUAAAGUGAUAGUGCUUACAGAAAAUAUUCUCAAAAGGAUCGGUUAUGGUCUAUAUUUCACAUUUAAAGUGAACAGUAAUGCUUUGUUGAACCAAAGGAAUACCACUGAUGGCAUAAUCCUAACUCUGCCCUUCUAGUGCAGGACCACAGGUCCUUAAUACAAGAAUUAAAGUAUCUAAAGUGACAGUGUCAUAAUACAUUGUGUGUGAAUUACCUGGCAGUGCUGAUUUUUUUUUUUUUUUUUAUAUAUCUCAAAAAAAUGCAAACAGCCCCUGCACUCCGACAAGAACAAAAUAUCAAUACCUGGUGCUCUGGUGGCUCAAUCAUAGAUAAAGAAAAGUACCGGCACUCAAGGAUUUUCCGAAAGAUACAUCUCCAUAUAUUGUGGAAGGUUAAUCGAUUUAACCUACCACAAUAAAUGGAGAUGUAUCUUUUGGAAAAUCCUUGAGUGCCGGUACUUUUUUUAAUAUGUAUGUGUGUAUAUAUAUUCACUCAGUGGCCACUUUAUGAGGUAUAACUUUUUAUUACAGAUUAUGGUUCAUGUUGAUAGGGAUAGCGUCAUGCAGUCACCGCACAUUUGUUGGCUGCCCAUUAGUGUUGCAAAUCACAUGUUCAACCAAAUCUCCAAUGCACUCUAUUGGAUUGAGAUGGAGAAUGUAGAGGCCAGUGGAUUACACUAAACCCAUUGUCAUAUUUGUUGAACCACAUUGAAAUGCCAUUCUUUGUGACAUCGAGCAUUAUUCUGCUGUUUUUAGACUGUGGUCAUAAAAGGAUGUACAUGUCAGCAGUAAUAUUCUGGUAACUGUAGCAUUUAAAUAAGAAUAGAAGAAAAUAUUCACUGCAGCCUUCCAAUACUAACAACAGCCCAAACCAUUAACACAAACAGGAUAGACCCACAACUUCAUAUUUUAUGUAGAAUUCUAUGUUGCAUCAGAAUUGUCAUACCUUCCCGGAAUCUGUUACCAAAAUCGAUAGAAUCAUCAUAGGCCACAUCCCAAUUGCUGCUACCUUGUGUUUACAACAAUUUUGGAAAUCGGCUAAUACUCCAACACUUAGAGAAGUUUUGAAUCUGGUUUUAGAAAAUAAAAUGCACAAAAUGUCAUAUAGACAAAGCUCAAACUUAUUUAUGAAACUUCAACAUUGUUGGGAUAAAUGGGAAAACUGCAUUAAAAUAACCCAUCCUUUAUAAUCUAAACUUACUGUCAUGAUUAUGUGAUGUACAACAAAAUAUCAAUGUAAUAGUAUGUUUGUUUAUACUUUUCGUCAUAUUAUGGAUGGAUAUCCCUCCCUUUUUCCAGGUUCCCCUUCCCUUCCCUCCCCUGAAUAGUAUGUUUUGCUAUUCAUUCAUUAGUUUGUUUUAAAAACCUUUUUAAACUUAACCAAACCAGAUUUCUUCUGAGUUCUGGUGCUGGAAUAACUGAUUUCCUUUACCAUGUCUUUAGUACUUUUUAUGAAGUGAUUUUAAUCCAAGCUCUAUUUGUGUGGUUUAUGAUGCAACUUCCUUUGCCAUUGUAACUAUGUAAACAGCGUUUUAAUCAUGAUGGUUAUAGGCUAACAAGUUCCUUUUUUUCCCCCCUUUUUUUCAGAUCAUGUAUAUAAAGAAGAGGAAGAGGUAUUUGUAAUGAAGCAACUAUAGGGCUCCUUUAACUUCUGCAUAUUUAUACAUAUCUUUUACUUUUUUUAUAGACUAAGGAAUUCAUAAGGAGUGUGCACGUGCACACCCAAAUAUUCAAGGAUAAUGCUUAGCAAGUUAAAAUUGUAUGCUUUCAUAAUGCCUUAUCUCUCAAAUUAGUGGACACAAAAUACUUUUUUUGUGUGUUUACUUAAUAAAUUCCUAUAGACAUUUACUAAGAGGACAUUUCCUCUUAUAUUUUCUCCUGCACAGAAGUCACAGUAAUUACCUUUUUUUUUUUUUUUUUGCAGAGUGGAUCGAUUAAGGCAUCAUCUUCUACCUUUAUAUACCUAUGAUCCUGCAGAAGAGAUACAUGAGGCUGAACAAGAAUUACUAGGACAAGAGACUAAGGUGUGUUGGAUCCCUGUCUUUCAUGUGGUCAUAAAGACCUAAAAGGAACACUCUUAACACCAAAACAACUUUUGCUUAUUGAAGCAAAUAAGCAAAUUUGAUGUAUAGAUCAUCCUCAUGCAGUCUCACUGUUAAAGGACCACUCUAGGCACCCAGACCACUUCAGCUUAAUGAAGUGGUCUGGGUGCCAUGUCCAGAUAGGAUUAACCCAUUUUUUUUAUAAAUGGGUUAAUCCAGCCUCCAAAUCCUCUAGUGGCUGUCUCAUUGACAGCCGCUAGAGGCGCUUGCGUGAUUCUCACUGUGAAAAUCACAGUGAGAACAUAAAAGCGUCCAUAGGAAAGCAUUAUAAAUGCUUUCCUAUGAGACCGGCUGAAUGCGCGCACAGUUCUUGCCGCGCAUGCGCAUUCUGACGAAAGGGAGGAUCGGAGACGGAGAGCAGGAGGAGGAGAGCUUCCCGCCCGGCGCUGGAAAAAAGGUAAGUUUUAACCCUUUCCUCUCCUCCCCAGCGCUCUACAAUAGGAAACAAGACAAAUAUUUAUUCUAACAAAACAUGUAUGACAUACGGGAACAGGAGGUGAAGAGUGCCUUGCCCAAAAAAGCUCCCAAUCUAAAGAUGGCUCCCUAUGGCUUAGACUUUCACAGCCUCCAUGGAACAAAUGGUUUCAUUUUCACUCCGAACUUACAGCACAUUGUGUUUGUUUUUAAACAAUAAUGUCAAACUUGCGGCCCGUGGGCCGAAUGUGGCUCACAAUGGAUAUAUUUGUGGCCCACCGGCCCUGGGGCCACUUUGUUUUUGGCUGCGACCAGCCGCAAGACAGGAAAGAUAUUUCCUGUCUGAUUCUUGUCUUGCCUCAUACGGCUGAUCGCAUGCUCCCACAGACCACUCCCCCUUCCCUCCUGCUAGCAGUGCUAGAGGAGUGUCUAGCCUACUUGAGCAAAGAGAAGCAGGGCUGGAACUGGAGGACGGGCAGUUUAUCUUAAGGUCCUGACGUGUUAUAAAAUAAAAUAAAACUAUUUUAUUUACUCUUUAAAAUAUAUGUAAAAACAGUAUAAUAAUCAAUAACACUAAUGCGUUUCACCUUCAACAAGGCUUUCUCAAAAAAAAAAAAAAAUACAACUCUCUCAAAUCACCCUUUAUAAUCUUUUCCACUUUUGCCUUUCUCUUAUUUUGACUACAUGCCGUACUUUUCUAAAUGCACCAAUCUUUCUACAGGUAGUACAUGGCUGGACAAGUGGUUAUCACCAGUACAAACGGGCAUCGUUGCGUGAUGUGACAGCCUGACGUCUGCCACGCUGAAAAGUUUUGGACAUUGUUUUGAGAGUAAUGCAUAGAGAACUGCUCCAUUAAUAGCUUCCCUAGCACUGAAUUGAAGGGCAGCAUUUGGUUUAUAACUAUUUUAAGUGCAAAUGUAUUAUUAUUAAUAUUAUUUAAAUCUAAUGUCUACAUACAGGUAUGUACACGUAUACCUGGGUUUAUAUUUGUACAUAUAAAGAUGGGGCUAUCUGGAAAUGUAUGUAUAAUCAUAGCGAUAAGUUAAAAUACUUGCUCAAAAAUAGACAAAACUAAAGCUCAUUCAGGAAUGAAUAGCUGUCUAUAGUCAGUACAUAUGAUGCUGAGUACGCUGCCAAUCUCGGUUUACCUGCUGCCUAUUGAUUAAUUUUUUGUAAUUAGGAAGAAACCCAAGUUAUUUUAUAAAUAAUAUGUCUGAUUUGAAUGGUGUGUGCAAUUGUUUUGUUCUUGCUGAGGAGAGUACGUAUCCCAUUUGUUUUGCAAAUCACAUUUGGGAAUGAUGGGACUCUUGCAUGGAUCUAUAUAUAGAUGUGUCAAAAUGUAAUGUAGAAAAUACUAACCUGUUUGUUCUAGGUUUAAGUUGAGAGAGAUUUGUUUAAGUGAGUAUUACAUUUUAGACUAUAGUCAAAGGUUUGCAAUAAAGGUUAAUAUUUAACCGUUGUAACUUUAAGAAAUGUCUGCUGAUUAAGGGUUGAUUCCAAGUAAAUAAUGGUUAUAUACAAGAAUGCUUUGAAUUCCAUACACAUCAAGUAAAACACCAACCACAAAGGGAUAUGUUUAGUUAUAAUUUUUCUGACAUGUUAAAACUAACAUUUUCCAGUAUAUUUUUAUGAAUCCAAUGUUAGCUAGACUUAGUUUGAAGUUGGCCAUAUUCAUAAAUUCUCAGUUGUGUUUUACAUUUAGUAAAAAUGCCAUAGUAGUCUGAAAACUAUAAUAUUUAAUUCACUGGGAUCUCAAGAGACCAGUUUUGCGGUUGUGCCUUCAGAUGUGCAUGGUUUUUGUUGCUACAAUAGACUGUGACAUGCAUGCAGUGCCCUGUUGAUUUGUAUGGCAAAUGUUCUUUAAUUUGGAAGCAUCAAUUGUCUUUUUGUUCUUUGUCAUGCACCUGGUACUUCAUAGACAGAUGUACAGGUGAGGUGAAAAUAUAUGGCAUAGAAAAAUGUCUUUAAAUUUACACUAUUUUAUGAGUGUUAAAUUUUUCAGUUCAGUGGAUGAUUCAUUUCACGUAAUUAACAUUAUGUCACUAACGAUCAUUGUUUUCAAAUUUGUUGAACCACUAUCAUACUAGUUCUACAAUCAGUGACUGUGUGAAAAUCACCAGGAGCUUUAAAUAACUCCCUCCCCUUAAAAUAAAAAUUAAUUAUUAAAGUAUUAUUAUAAUAUUACUAUUUUGAAUUCUCAGAAACAAUUUGACAAUAUGUAUGUCACACCAAAUCUGUGAACAGCAGUUACAAUGUUUACUGAAAUGCAUAAUUUAAUUGUGGAAAUUAUCCCUGAUCCAUUGACUUUAAGUUGAUCACAGCAACAAUUUUUUUUAUUUUUUUUCGUCAUCUAGUUGCGACAAAGGCUUUGGGUUGUUAAUUGUAAGUAAUGAGGAGAUUUCCUCACUGCCAGCAAAGUUAAUAAGGAAACAAACAACUUUUUACAUUUACAUACUGAUACAUCUAGGCGUUUGUACAAAAAAUCUGGAGAUUUUCUGGGACAUUUUUAACUUCUUCACAUCUACAGGUGGAACCUGAAAUCUGGUUUUAAGUGUCAAUGGAAAAACUUCAAUCCACAACCCCAACAAUUUGUUCAUUUAAAAACCAAACCAAAAAAAGUGUCCCCUGGAUAGGCACUUUUCCUCUUUAUUCUUAAACUCAUUGUGCAUGGCUAACUUAGGACUCCUUUACAUCCAUGUUCCUACUUUUAAGGGACUAGUCACUAUUCAUUACUUUGCUUGUAACUUCUGUUAAUGAGUAGUUGCUGUUUCCCUGCUGAAAAACGGCACAAGUAGCAACAGGUAGAUUCUGGCUGCAUCUACUGAAAGCCAUUUGCCAAGUAGCAACUAGUGGCUACCAGUAAUGGUAGUGACUAGUUCUUAUUGUUGUACAACUUUGUCGCUACUCGUUACUGGCUGGUAUAAAGAUAUUAACCGCUAAAUCCCAUUGAAACAAAAACUUAUUUUUAACCCAUCACUAAGUUUUACUGGCCAGCUGCUACCUGGUUGUCACUACUGGUCACACAGGGUGAAGUGCACAUUCUCAGGUGUGUUUCUGUGCUAUACCAGCAAGCCACUAAUAUGUGAGUUAUUUGCUAUAUGAGAAAUUCGCUACAAAAAUAUAUCGACGUGGUUAAUUUUAGACUCUAAAAGCUACUGGCUGUUAAUAAUGUCGUACAGAAAGCUUGCAGAAUCUAUUUACCGAAAGAUUGUAAACGAACCCUUAGAUUUCUUUAUUCUCUUGCUUCUUUUCUCACCAGUCACUUUUAUUGCUCCCUCUUUUUGCCUUUUUCCCCUUUGCCCUCCCUUAUCCCUCUAUCGAGUCUAUUUAAUCUCACUUUUAUUCCUUACCCUUACUCUUCUCAGGAGGUUAUCUUCUUCAGGACCCUCUCUUUCAUUUAAUUUCAAUAGGUGUCUUCUACACUAGGUGGAAGUGCUGCACCAUGACCUUUGCAGUUACCAAUUCUAUUAUGGUUUAAGUGUUUGCUGUAAGGACUUUGCUCUUACAUUUGGGUGAAGGUUCUUUUCCCCUCCUCAUUGUGUGUUUGUCAUAUUGUAUAUUGAUGUUCUCAUGUUUAAUUUAAAGAAAACUCCAUAAACUUCAAUUGCAAAAUAAAACAAAAAAGGUGAAUGAAAACGCCAA
Pelobates cultripes (western spadefoot toad) is the source of this 23093-nucleotide messenger RNA. The record is from the annotation of a GenBank genome assembly. NCBI's taxonomy places the organism in Eukaryota, Metazoa, Chordata, Amphibia, Anura, Pelobatidae.